CUGCCGCCGACCAACUCGCCAGAGGUCCAGCAGUGGCUCCAGGAAGUCGCAAACUCGGGUAUCCAGAUCCCAAACAUUCCCCCAACCGUCGCAGGCGGUUGCCCGACCAAUCAAGACCGAGUCGGUAACGUGCACUAGGCCCUCCGAUAUUACGACCUGCCCUGACAAGAACACUUGGGGUUUGAGCUACGACGACGGACCGUCCCCUGACACACCCCGGCUUUUGGAUUACCUUGCCUCCCAGAAUUUGCACUCGACGUUCUUUGUCGUAGGUUCGCGCGCUCUUUCGCGCCAGGAUAUUCUCCAAGCCGAGUAUAUGCAAGGACACCAGCUCUCCGUUCACA
Molecule: messenger RNA, 344 nt
Organism: Acaulospora colombiana
Lineage: Eukaryota; Fungi; Glomeromycota; Glomeromycetes; Diversisporales; Acaulosporaceae
Source: the annotation of a GenBank genome assembly